ACAGGACUGCGCUGCGCGCCGGAAGCCCCGCAGGCGGCGAAGAUGGCGGAGAGCAGCGGUCGCGCGGGCAAGAGCUGCGGGAGCGGCGCGGGCAAGGGGGCGGUGUCGGCCGAGCAGGUAAUCGCUGGCUUCAACCGCCUUCGGCAGGAACAGCGGGGCCUGGCGUCCAAGGCAGCUGAGCUGGAGAUGGAGUUGAAUGAGCACAGCCUAGUGAUCGACACACUGAAGGAGGUGGGUGAGACCCGCAGGUGCUACCGCAUGGUUGGAGGGGUGCUGGUGGAGCGGACUGUGAAGGAGGUGCUGCCUGCCCUGGAGAACAAUAAAGAGCAGAUACAGAAGAUCAUUGAGACACUGACACAACAGCUCCAGGCAAAGGGAAAAGAACUCAAUGAAUUUCGGGAAAAGCACAACAUUCGUCUCAUGGGGGAGGACGAGAAGCCGGCCAAGGCCAACUCCGAAGGGGCUGGGGCCAAGGCCAGCUCGGCCGGGGUGCUGGUCUCCUAGGACUGAGGCCCCGGCAUCUCUUCUACCCUGACUCCCACUUCUUCUAAUUUCUCUUUAUUGUUAUUAUUUUCUCUGCUAUUGUAAUAUUUUUUUGUUAAUUAAAUGUUUUGGUCAGAAUGCUUAGCUCUAGCCUGAAGCUUUCUCCCACUGUUAGGGCUGAAAUUUGCAUGGGGGCUGGGAAAAGCAUAUGAUUUGUGGCUUUUGAUCCCAUCAGGUUAAUGGCUCGCAGUAUCAGAGGAGGUCCCUUAUUUGAUCCUUUCCCUUGCAAAUAAAGAUGUGUCUACUUACUUA
Molecule: messenger RNA, 795 nt
Organism: Hipposideros armiger (great roundleaf bat)
Lineage: Eukaryota; Metazoa; Chordata; Mammalia; Chiroptera; Hipposideridae
Gene: PFDN2
Product: prefoldin subunit 2
Exons: 4
Coding region: 43-504 (153 amino acids)
Biological process (GO): protein folding
Cellular component (GO): prefoldin complex
Source: RefSeq, a predicted model, not a curated record